This is a messenger RNA of Danio rerio (zebrafish), 1611 nucleotides long. RefSeq names its product carbohydrate (N-acetylgalactosamine 4-0) sulfotransferase 14 (gene chst14). Lineage: Eukaryota; Metazoa; Chordata; Actinopteri; Cypriniformes; Danionidae. Gene Ontology annotation, molecular function: sulfotransferase activity. Gene Ontology annotation, cellular component: Golgi membrane; membrane. Gene Ontology annotation, biological process: carbohydrate biosynthetic process. The record is from RefSeq and is marked provisional.
UAAACAGACAUCUUUAAUGCAUGUGACUGACUAUGCCGCCCCGCAAGAAGGAGUACGGGAUUAAACGUGCGAGCGGCUCUCUGGUUCACUUCAGAGCGCCCGUGAGCGCGACCACCAUUCGCCGACACUCCGCCGUCGUUCCCUCGGUGUUGACGUUCGCUGUGAUCGUGGCAUCCGGAGGCCUGCUGCUCAUGAUAGAAAAGGGAAUGUUGAACAGCGUUCAGACUCCGCCGCCGCGCGCUAACGGGAGGAAAGUGGAGUACCGACUGAGGAGCAGCAGUGACACGGCUGCGGACGUGGAGUCUCAGAUCGUUCAGGAGAUCCGCAAUCGCACCAUCAGGUCAGUAUGUGGUCAGAGGAACAUGCCUCACAGUGUGUGGUCUCUCAGUCCCCUGCAGAGGAAAACUCUCCUUCAGCACAUCCUAGUGAAUGACGAGCAUCGCUUCCUCUACUGCUACGUGCCCAAAGUGGCCUGCUCUAACUGGAAACGAGUGCUGAAAGUGCUGAGCGGCGCUCUGGCCAACGUGGACAUCAAAGUGAAGAUGGACCACCGAGCUGACCUGGUCUUCCUUUCCGACCUCCCACCUGAAGAGAUUCGCCAUCGACUGCGCCAUUAUUUUAAAUUCAUGUUCGUGCGAGAGCCGAUGGCCCGUCUGCUCUCUGCCUAUCGGAACAAGUUUGGUGAAAUUGAGGCCUAUCAGCGCAAAUACGGCGCAGAGAUCAUACGCCGCUAUAGAAAAGGCUACGCAAAAGAUAAAAAAAUAUCAGGAAAUGAUGUGACAUUUACAGAGUUUACCCGUUAUUUAGUGGACGAGGACCCAGAGAGGAUGAACGAACACUGGAUGCCCAUUUAUAACCUUUGCCAACCCUGCGCUAUCGAAUAUGACUUCAUCGGCUCAUACGAAAGACUGGAGAGCGAUGCAUCUUACAUUCUGGAGCGCGUCGGAGCGCCACAACAUGUGCGUUUUCCUGAGCGACAGACGUGGUACAAACCUGUAACCAAGGAAACUCUGCAUUAUUAUUUAUGCACUGUGCCACAGAAGUUUCUCAAAGAGCUCCUGCCCAAGUAUAUUUUGGACUUCUCCCUGUUUGGUUAUCCUUUACCCAACACAACCACUGAAUACUGCAGGCACUAACAAAGACAUUGUUGGUUUGUAAGAUUGUCUAUAAUCUGUCAUUAUGUUCAUGUUAAUGCCUUUUAAACAGAUUUUUGAUUUUAUACCUGUACAGAAUUUAAAAUAUAAUUGAAUAAGCCUCAGUACGGUGUAUUUGAGAGCUUAAGGAGUUCAUACCACUAUUUAAAACUGGAAAUACUCAGCUGUUUUACUCAUGAGAUGGACAUUAAACAGAAAAAAACAUUGUGCAGUGCGCAAGACCUUCAGAAGUUAUAUAUUAGUGAGCACAAGCUUCCAGUGUUUUCACUUGUCAAUAUAAUAUUAAUCCUUGCGUGCUGUUGGGGAUGUUUUCAUCCACUCUGGGGUGAUUUUGAGUCUCAAUGAGACACAACUUUCUUUGUGAUUCAGCAAAUGGAAUGAUUUUUGGUGACAAAUUUUGGGAAAAUGCUUUGAAAAUGUUCAAAAAUACACUCUAAGCAAAUAUACCACCCUUUUA